ACUUGCUUGAGUUUCUAAAGCCUUAUUCAGUCACAAUGAACAUUCCUCCUGGGUUGGUACUGUCACCAAUGUUCCCUCUACUUGUCUUUCCAGACCCACCUCUUGAAAGUCCGACCACCAGGACAUUCCCUCCGGGAGUCAGAGAACUCCGACUAUCUCUGCAAGUCGGAAUAAAUGGUCUACCACCAGGUCCACCCUGCAGGGCACACUUUCCGACGGUUAGAUUACUCCAGCUACCAAUGGAAGUCCGUGUACACGAUCUAUCGCCAGGUCUACCCCACCGAACACUCUCUCGGAGAACCAGACUACUCAAUCUACCUCUGGCAGUCGGAGUACACGGCCUACCUCUGGGUAUACCUUGCCGGACAUUUUCUCGGAGAAUCAGAGUACUCCAUCUACCUCUCGAAGUUAGGGUACACGGUCAACCUCCAGGACCACACUGCAGGAUACUAUCUUCGGGAGCCAGACUAAUACAACUACCUCUUGGAGUCGGGUUACACGGUCUACCUGUAGGACUACCCUGCCAGACACUCUCUCAGAGAACCAGAGUACUCAAUCUACCUCUGGGAGUCGGGUUACACGGUCUACCUGUAGGACUACCCUGCCAGACACUCUCUCAGAGAACCAGAGUACUCAAUCUACCUCUGGAAGUCGGUGUACACGGUCUACCUCCAGGUCCACCAUGUAGGACACUCCCUCCGGGAGCUAUAGUGCCCCAACCAUUGGCGGAUCCAGGGAGUGUUGUUUGGGAUUUGCAACCCCCCACACACUUUUAUAAACCUAUUUAAGAAUGAAGAGUCCAUGUCCAACCAGAAGCUGUUGGGAAACGCAAUAAAUUCCAGCUUUUUUGUACACUUCUUGUGCUUCAAUAGAGAGAUGUGGCGAGUUAGGCAAAGAACGCCUAUCGAUCAUCAAUUUGAAAUAGUUUUUAAUAGUUUUAACUCAGUUUGUUAAUAAUAAGUAACGACAGUGUUAGUAGUAACGAAACAUGUAAGGAUAAAACAUUUAGUUUGUUAACUGUACUAUUUUAAUAUUUGAUUUCAUUUGGUGUUACUUUAAUAUUUUACCUGAAAAAUUGUUGAAGUGCAACCAAAUACAAAUUAAAAAUAA
Homalodisca vitripennis (glassy-winged sharpshooter) is the source of this 1110-nucleotide messenger RNA. RefSeq lists its product as uncharacterized. The record is from RefSeq and is a predicted model, not a curated record. The transcript is spliced from 10 exons. NCBI's taxonomy places the organism in Eukaryota, Metazoa, Arthropoda, Insecta, Hemiptera, Cicadellidae. The coding region runs from base 36 to 788 and encodes 250 amino acids.